Molecule: messenger RNA, 4134 nt
Organism: Eimeria mitis
Lineage: Eukaryota; Apicomplexa; Conoidasida; Eucoccidiorida; Eimeriidae
Source: RefSeq, a predicted model, not a curated record
AUGCUCCAUGAGGCGAGCUCCAUGAAUUCUGCUUAUUGGGAUGAAAUCCAAGAAUCUGCUGACUUUUUUGAAAGGACGCUUCCCAAGGCCGCAAUGCCAUCCUGCCACUGUUGGACCCUUGGAGAUGCGAUGGUGGCGCCGUGUGGACAGCAAGCGUACCGGCACACAGGAGUCGCCAGGAAAUCUUUUCCAGCCGCAUAUGGAUCUGAAGAAAGUUCAGAAGCUAAGCAAGCUGAGACUAUGUCAAAACCAGCCUUGACACUUAAGGGACACCUAGAGCACCAAUCAACUUUGAUGCCUCAACUUUUUGUGCCCACCAAACUCCCACGGUCAACAUUUCACUUCAGGCUAUCUCACGCAAAGGGGGCUCGCCGUUUGGAUACAGAGGGGGUGGUCGCAGGCAAUGUGACCAGACUAGGAGGUGCAGUUGUGCAUCAAUGGAAUGCUCGGUGCCACAAGAGUUGCCAGAGUUGCUCACAGCCCGGCCGCGACCGCUGCCGCACAUGCCCCAAUCAAUUGCCUUACCCCUACCUACCACCAAAGCCUCAGUUGCUCACUGAACCCACUGAGGGCCUUCACCUUGACAUUCUUGACUCUCAAUUUCAGGCCGUGCAGUAUUAUGCUCUCGUAGCCGCGCAUCAAGACGGUAGUGGUUAUUGCAUUCCAUUGGAAUUUGGGAGCAAUAAACGUGAAGCCACAGAUUCGGAGUGCCUCUCAACGGGCUUUUCGUGCACAGUCGAGAAUUUGAAAGCUUCAUGGAGAGAAUUUGCUGACACUUGGAACUCCACAAAAGCAAGCCACUGCCACUCAACAUGUUCUGUUUGUCGUGCCGACUGCUGCCGUGGAAAGGCUGACAAUUGCCUUGCCUGCAAAGGUCCACGCAAAGCCUUCCAUCCACUUUACCGAGAUGGAACGGGCCGUUGCAUAGACCUGACUCUUUCUGAUGAAGUACCGUCUGCUAAGGGCUUGGAACAACAAGGAGCUAUCGAAGGGACGCCAGUUCUGCAAGAACACAAGGAGAACAUCUCGAAAACAGAUGAGGCAAAUAGCUUUUCUGCUCUUCUCCAAUCCAUAGUCAGUGUUGCCGCUUCCGUGCCGGCUGCGCGCUUCACAGGGGAUCAAAAAGUUUCGGCUUUCGAGAGCGGAGCGACUAGAACGGGCCCAUCCUUCCUUCCACGACGUUCUCUCUGUGAAUCCCUGCCCCGCAAAGUUGGCGACAUGCCAGUUCGUGCCUGGUCUCAGCUCAUGUUUAUUCACGCUGACAAUAACUUGGAAGAGUCUGCCUUACUGGACUUGGAAGAGAUGUUGCACCCAUGGAGAGGUGAAAUAGUGAAACGGCAAGCGCGGGCUUCUUUGCGAGGAAGAGGCACACCGCCCUUACCAGUUGGCGGUUCCGCGCUCAGUGGGUUGACUUCCCAAGAGGCCCUUGAAGACCUCUACCUCGUCGUCCUAAUAGAUCGGAGCAACCAGACGAGUUCAACAGACAUGGGAACAGUGCAUGCGUGUCCUGAGUUGGAGUAUUCGAAUAUAGGGGAAGGCGUCAAGCAGCUACCCGGUACAAGCGAAGUGGAGUUGAAUAAUCAAAUGGCGUUCGAAUUGCUGCGGGUCCACCUACAAGACGGCAGGCGCGAAUGGCUCCUCCUCCGCAGUCUCGGAGAGGUAGACAUGAAUGAUCCCGAAGUUUUGGGGACAGCUGUGACACGUUUCCUGGAUAUAUUUCCAUCGAGGCACUAUGCCGUAGUUCUUUGGAACCACGGAUCGGCCUGGGCUGGGUUCGGUGAUGACGAGAGCAACCCGAACAACCAGCCUAUGAGCAUUCAUGACAUAGCAGUUGGACUAAAGAAUGGCAUCUCAAGAAGUAAACUAGGGAAGGUGGAUCGCUCUUUUCGCCUUUCACUCCUUGGCUUCGACGCCUGUCUCAUGGGUUCGUACGAUGUUCUGGAAGCUCUCGCCCCGCUGACCCAUUUCUUUCUAGCCAGCGAAGAAAAUGAACCAGGCCAUGGGUGGAACUAUAGGUCUAUGGAUCCUACCUCUCUCACCCGCAAACCACCUCCUCCUUACCGGACGGCCACAGCAUUCGAAUACGGCACAAGGUUCGUUUCGAGCUAUGGCCUUCACCCGCCUUCGUCCAAUGCGCUGACGCUUGCUCUCAUCGAAGGUCUAUAUUCCUGUGGGGGAAGCAACAUCACUCGUCGGGUAAGGCGAGCCCUUUCUCAGACCUUCAGCAUUCGAGGAUGCCGAAUGCUGGGCUUGUGCAGCUGCUAUGACUUGAACGACUUCCUCGCGAGCCUCUUGCAGCAGUUUGCUAAUGAUGAACAAGAUAUGGGGAGGAUCAGCCUUCAAACCCGUGGACAAGGAAACGAAACGCGAUGGGCUCUUAGCGACUUCAGGAAGCUGGCCAACCCACCAAAUACGCACCAGCGACUACUGGAAGAAUUGACGCAGCAAAUGCAGACGGUGAAUGCUUUUGGUGCCUCGCAACGAGCCUUAACGGACAAGGUUGUGGCGGCGCGAGUGCUCUUCAGAAAAAUGAUUGUUGCGGAGGUUGGUAGCAGGGAGCCCGGCAGAUAUGGCGGAUUGAGCAUAUAUUUUCCUGAUCCGAACAUGGCUGCCAAUUGUAAGACACAUCGAAAUGCGGUCAGCUGGGCACGUCGUUACACCAGUACCAUCCGUACAAAGUUCUCCUUCUUCGUUGCAUCCGUGCUAGCAAAUCGGAAAGGCAGUGUUUGCUACUCUCCAUGGGGGGGGCCCGGAACAACGGGACGAGAUAGUGCAGGCCCGGUGCCACAGCAAGCCGCAGAAGCUUCGCAGUGGUUUGGCGUCCUGUGUAGCCGGGUUCUCAAGCCUUUUCCCGAAAAAGACUCACUGGCAACUGUCGGUAUAUCAGCUGUGGUCCCAGCCAGCGUGGUUUCAGCCAUGAUGUUUACAGGUUUUGCAGCACGUUUCCGCAAAGGUAAUCAGCCAGAAAUAAUUGUGACAAGCACAGCGCAGGCGACAAUGACUGAUGCGGAGGUGAAGAGUUCUUCAGUUCCGCUGAAUUUCGGAGAAGCGCCCAUCGAAAGUCAUCAAGUAGAUAGGGGCACAGAAGACCUAGCAGGCAAGAAUGGCUCACAAGCACGGCGAGAAGCAGACCCGGCAGCAGGUCUUCGGGAAUUUACAGUAGUCCAGGGUUGGUGGGACACUCAAGUCUGGAUUCUGAGGCAACAGUUGCGCUUAGAUGACGAGUUAAAAGAUCCCAGACCCCUAGUAAACGGGCGAGGAAGUUCUGAUGGCGUUGAAGCAGUGCUUGUUGCGAUCCAGGAAGGGUCAGAGUCGUCGCGACUUGGAACAGGAAGAGCAACAACCUUUAGCUUUCCCUUCCUCUUCUUCAAGGAUGCGCUAGCUGCUGAGUGUUUGAAAGACCCUGUACUGCACACAGAAGCUUUGGAUACGCCGCAGAGCCAUCGGAAAGGUUUAGGAGCCCGUUCUACUUCCGGCGGUCCCCCAGGACGCAGUCUGACGGGUUUUCCAGGUAUUGAGAAGCGCGCCCUACAGGGCCGUCGUCACUUUUCUUCAGAGACUGUAGAUGCUGAUGAGGCAACUGUGAAGCGCCGCGUCCUGUCUACUCUUGUCUUACCUCUGGGUGUGCCAUCAAGAAAUAACGGAAGUCUUGAGGCCGCCGAAUUUCAGCCCCGAAAAUCCGGAAUACCCUUAGAAACUGUAGCGUCGGAAAUAUUCAAUAGUGGAAAACUAGGCUCCGAAAAUGAGUCAAGAGAAAGAUCAGAUUACACGCAUGCACGUCAGCUCUCCAGCAAGAGAGUCGGCUCACCAUCCUGGCUGCUCCACGAGCGUCUAGGACGGGAGCCACAGAGGCAGGAGGGGAAAAGGCGUCAGUGUGGAGCAAGAGCCUUUCUAUUGGCCUCCUGGGAAGAAGGGCAAACUGUGUCGAGCGACUUGGUCCUUUACGUGGUAGAGAACGAGCAAACAACGGAAUGGCCUCGGUCAAGAGGAGGCUUGCUAGUUCCAAUAGAACAUCGCCUCCGAAGAACCACGCUUUCCUAUGAAGAACUUGAAGAAGGUUUCCCGAAACCCCAGAAAGUAGUAUGCUCUGACUACGCGGCGAACCAAAGGCACCCACAGUGGCGUAUGAACUAG